GCCAGGAAGUCUUGAGACACUGCCAGGCUCAGCAGGCCCCUCUCUGGCUGCUCGGGGCAGAUUUAUCUGGGCCACAGGGGAAGAGUCUUCUGCCCCAGGGGCAUGGCCCAAAGGCAGAACUAAGUGCCCCGAAGUCUUGGCGCUCAAGAUGCAGCUGGAGUGGGCCCAAGAAGGCAAGAUGUGGCUAGGACUUCUGCUGAUGCUUCUGCUUUGUCCAAGCCUUGAGGGACAGGAAAACUCUUUCACCAUCAACCACAUCUACAUGGAGAUCCUGCCAGGACAGGAGGUGCAAAAUGGGGAGAACCUGACCUUGCAGUGCAUCGUAGACAUCAGCACCACCUCGCACAUCAAGCCUCAGCACUGGGUGCUCUUCUAUAAGGAUGACGUGCUAUUUCACAAUGUCUCCUCCAUGGAGACCACCGAGAGUUAUUUUAUUCCCCAAGCCCGGGUCUAUGACGCAGGGACAUAUAAAUGCACCGUGAUUCUGAACAACAAGGAGAAAACCACCUCGGAGUACCAGGUGUGGGUGAAAGGAGUGUCUGAUCCCAGAGUGACACUGGACAAGAGAGAGGCAAUAGAAGGCGGGGUCGUGAUGGUCAAUUGUUCUGUCCCAGAGGAAAAGCCCCCAAUACAUUUCACAAUUGAAAAACUCAAACUACAUGCAAACGGUUUCAAGCAAAAAAGAGAAAAAAAAAAAAGUUCUUAUAACCAGAAUUUUGUGAUGCUGGAAUUCUCAGUGGAGGAACAAGACCAUGUUAUAUACUUCCAGUGCCAAGCCACGAUCUUUUCUGAGAACCACAUGGAAUACUCGAGAGCCAUCAAGAGUGAACUGGUCACCGUGACGGAAUCCUUCUCUAAUCCCAAAUUCCACGUCAGUCCCGAAGGAGUGAUCACAGAAGGAGAUCAGCUUCACAUUAGGUGCACCAUUCAAGUGACGCAUCUGGUCCAAGCAUUUCCAGAAAUCAUAAUCCAGAAGGACAAGACGAUUGUAGCGUACAAGAGCCAUGGCAACGAGGCCUCCUACUCAGUGAUGGCCAUGGUGGAGCACAACGGCAACUACACGUGCAAAGUGGAAGCCAGCCGGAUAUCCAAGGUCAGCAGCAUCGUGGUCAACAUAACAGAGCUAUUUUCCAAGCCGAAGCUGGAAUCUUCCGCCACCCGUCUGGACCAGGGAGAAAGCCUGAACCUGUGGUGCUCCAUUCCAGGAGCACCUCCAGCCAACUUCACCAUCCAGAAGGAAAAGAUGAUUAUGUCAGAGUCUCAAAAUUUCACCAGGAUCGCCUCAGCGAGGGACAGUGGGACAUACACCUGCAACGCAAGCAUGGGCAAGGUGGUCAAGAGAAGCAGUGGAGUCCAGAUAACCGUGUGUGAAAUGCUCUCCAAGCCUAGGAUUUUUUAUGACUCCAGCUCCGAGGUGAUAAAAGGACAGACCAUCGCAGUCAGCUGCCAAUCCAUAAAUGGAACCGUGCCUAUUUCUUACCACCUUUUAAAAGCAAAUAACAUUUUGGAGAGCCGUGACAUGACCUCAAAUGAGCCUGCAGUAUUCAAAGACAACCCAACGAAAGAUGUAGAAUACCAGUGUAUUGUGGAUAAUUGUCACUCCCAUACCGAAAUGGCCAGUGAAGUUCUGUGGGUCAAGGUGAUAGCCCCGGUGGAUGAGGUCAAGCUCUCUAUCCUGCUGAAUGAGGAUGUGGAGUCUGGGAAGGCCGUCACGCUUCGGUGCUCCGUGAACGAAGCAUCUGGUCCAAUCACCUUCAGGUUUUACAGAGAAAAAGAGACCAGUCCCUUCUACCAAAUCACCUUGAAUGACACCCAGGCCAUUUGGCACAAGGCAAAGGCUAGCAAGGAGCACGAGGGACAGUAUUACUGCACAGCCUCCAACAGAGGCAACCGGGUCAAAAACAGUCCCCAAAGCAACAUACUGACAGUCCGAGUCUUUCUUGCCCCAUGGAUAAAAGGACUUAUUGCAGUAUUUGCCAUUGGAGUGAUAAUUGCCAUCUUGGUACUUGGGGCCAGAUGUUAUUUUCUGAAGAAAGCCAAGGCCAAGCAGACGCCAGUGGAGAUGUCCAGGCCAGCAGCACCACUUCUGAACUCCAGCAACGAGAAGAUGUUGUCAGAUCCCAAUACUGAAGCCAACAGACAUUACGGUUACAACGAAGAUGUUGGAAACCAUGCAAUGAAACCAAUAAAUGAAAAUAAAGAGCCUCUGACCUUGGAUGUGGAGUACACAGAAGUGGAAGUGACCUCUCCUGAACCUUACCAAGGUCUGGAAUCCAAGGGCACAGAGACGGUGUACAGUGAAAUCCGGAAAGCUAACCCUGAUUUCAUGGAAAACAGAUAUUCUAGAACGGAUGGCUCCCUUGAUGGAACUUAAGGCUGUGGGUGUAGACACUCCUCCCCUGGGGAGACGUCCAACAUUCCAAGAAGAGCAGAUGAUUCCUGUAUUCCAAGAGCUCUGUGCACUUAUUUAUGAACCUGCCCUGCUCCCACUGCACACAGCAGUUCCUCAGGCCAUCUCACCAGUUCUUCAUCCAUCUUACGACCUUGAUGUGGGGCAUAGAGAGAUACAGAGGGGCUGGUGAAUUCCCACCCGCCCCCCGCCCCCACCAAGUUGGAGCAUCCUCAGGAGUGGAGAGCUGCAGGAGGUUCAGGGUCAACAGGCCAUUGGGAUAUUUUGAAACUUGAAUAUUUUAUCUUGUACGGAGAUAAAGAACUUUUCCAAGUAUCUUCACAUACCGAAACCAUUUUUGUUUUGUAGUCGAUCACUUCCAGUGAAUGGCCUGGCUUAGGGGCUAAUUUUUCUCUUUGCCUUUGGUCCUUCAAAGGUCUGUGGUUCUGGGUAGUCCCUGUUCCUUGGAAGGUACACAGCACUGACCAGACAGCUGCACCCUGUUCCCUCCGUGACCUCGCCUGCCACAAACACGAAACCAAAGCUGCCUGGGAGCGAGCCCUUUGAGAUGCCAACUUGAAGCUAAGGUUCAUUCCGGGCAAUGCACAAAAUAGAAAAUGACAUUGGACGGAGCACAGAUGUUCUUAAGCUGAUUUUCUAUACCCUUUCUUUCUUUUCCUCUACCAUGCUGAAGGCUGCAAGACAGGAAGAUGUUGGCCUACAGCAGAUACUGUUUUUAAUAGAAAAACGAAAUGCGUAUUUUUCUUACUAAUUUUUUUUUUAUUUAUUCCUUGCUAAAGAAAUGGUCUCCUGAAGUCUUAAGAUGUUUCUGAUGGUGUCUUCAGUGGCUGGAUGAGCAGGACGAGUAGCUGCGGCCAUUCUGCGGCGGGAUUUCACUAGGGGGCAGACCUAACUGAACCCAUUUCCCCCAGCCACCUCAGUGACACAGCUGCAAGGUUUUGUAUUAAAUAAAUUUGAUCUUUACUCUUCACGGACCUGCGAAAUGUUACCUUCUAAGAGGC
Molecule: messenger RNA, 3411 nt
Organism: Neomonachus schauinslandi (Hawaiian monk seal)
Lineage: Eukaryota; Metazoa; Chordata; Mammalia; Carnivora; Phocidae
Gene: PECAM1
Product: platelet and endothelial cell adhesion molecule 1
Exons: 17
Coding region: 149-2374 (741 amino acids)
Biological process (GO): cell surface receptor signaling pathway
Molecular function (GO): transmembrane signaling receptor activity
Source: RefSeq, a predicted model, not a curated record